AUGCCCAUGAUGGACUGUGAGUCUGGACGCUUGUCCGUCUCUGGGAAGAAGGACGUCGGCGAGUGUGUUUACAUCACCUUUAGUUUAGUGUCGUUGCGGUUGCAGGCCGAUGAGGACUGGAAACGACCCUAUUCGCGAGAGGAUUCUCCAUUGCAGGGUUUGACAUCUGUCGUCUCCGCUUCCGCGCUUCAACCAUCCAGUCACUACGAACCGAAUGCACGAUCUGUCAUGUCAGUCUCCAUAUCCAUCUUUGUUUGGCCCCCGCCGUUCCGUGCGGAGAAGCUGUCGAAAGCCGGCCGAUCCACUGGUUCAUCGGUCAAGUCAGUCGCGUGGCAUGGCAUCGCGUCUGUUGAUGCAACAAAUGAUUGUUUAACGUGGUUUUGGCGAGCUGAUGUAAGGGUGUCUUUUGAGAUGCUUGCCAUGCAAGGGCAUGUUCUCCCGCCUUCUCAAGCACGUUCUUUCGCUUCGUCGGCCAUGCGCAAGUGA
This is a messenger RNA of Fusarium poae, 486 nucleotides long. RefSeq lists its product as uncharacterized. The record is from RefSeq and is a predicted model, not a curated record. Bases 1 to 486 code for a protein of 161 amino acids. The transcript has 2 exons. NCBI's taxonomy places the organism in Eukaryota, Fungi, Ascomycota, Sordariomycetes, Hypocreales, Nectriaceae.